AUGCCCGCAAUUUCCGAGGCGCCGGCCAGCUGCCUCGUCGAACUCGAGGAGGCCUGCUACCUCAAUGAGAACCGGCUUUUCCUCUGCGGCUGGGUCAAAGACAUCGACUGUCUGGUGACCUUCCACGAGCGGUUCUGGAGUCGCGUCCGACGCUCCAGGCAGCCCGUGCCUGGCUACCGCCCCAUCACGCUUACGGAGGUGCAGCGCGCGUUCUGCCUCUUCCAGGGUCAGUGGGCGAAGGCGAGCCGGAAUGCCGACAAGCUGGACGGCACCGCCCUCAGCUCCCUCCCAGCGGACGCCGACGAGCUGGACGGCCGGCUCGCGCUCGCGCCGCGUCAGGCCGGCCAGCCCGCCCCCAUCUCAUCCAACGCAGCUGCCGCCCUCGACGGGACUGGCGAAAGCCACCCAAAGCGCCCCCGCCGCACCUGUGGCGAGCGCCGCGAGCGGGCCGCCGCCGCCGGCUACCCGAGCGCCCCGGCCCAGCCCCCCAAGGGCAAGGGCAAGCCCACGCCGCCCGCAGAGCACGCCCGGCGCGCCUCCAAGGGCGACCUGCUCCGCGAUCCGGCGACCGAGAAAGAGUAUGCCCCGCCGCCCUGCAUCGCGCGGCGCCCGGGGCUUCCGCACCCGGACACUAUCCCCUGUGGUACGGGUGCGCCGCAGCGGCGCCGCCCCGGCCCCUCGGCGCGCCCCGCCGAUGCGGCAAAGCCGCAACGCAACGGCUGCGACCAGGCGUGGGACCAUGCGAACGGCCAACCAUCGGCCGCGUGGGCGGAGCCUCCGACCGCACCCCUGGCGGCCCCCAUCCGCAGUGCGCUGCUCUGGGCGCGCGAUUGCCCCGACUACGAGCAGUGGGUCAUCGGGCAGGUUCAGAAUUGGAAACGAGUCCACCCGCGUCCGCGGCGCGCUGCCGCCAGGAUACAACGCCGAGAGUUACUUUUGGCAACAGGGCACGAGAACACCGAUGUCAGAGCCGACAUAAUGUCGGGAUUUCGGAUGCGGGGCGUCCUGCCCGACACGCAGCUGUUCGAGAACGUGGACGGCACCGACCUCCCAGACGCCGCUGCACUGGACCGCGCGCUCGAGCACGCGCUCGAUUCCAAGGGCGCCAUGCUGCUGGAAAUGCUCCAGAACGCCAAGCGCGGGCCGGACAUGGCUGAAGUGCUCCGAGUCACACAGGAGGAAUGCGCAGCGGGCAAGCUGGACGGCCCGUUGGAGGUGUGGCUCGACGCCGCUGGGCGCGUAAACUCCACUGUGCCCUUUGUCCAGCGGCUACCGACGCGCCGCUUCCCCCGCGUCCAGGGCCGCUCCGCCACCUCCUACAAAGUGCGCCCCAUCGAUGAUGCGACGGCGAGCGGCCUCAACUUUGCUGUCGCCACCCAGGAGCGCAUGCCCAUGGCCGGCCUGGCCUCGCUCCUCGACGCCGUGUCCUUCAUCGCCGAGACCUGCCGCGACUGGGGCGCCGACGGCGUGCCGCUCAUCGCAAAGGGUGACCACGCCCAAGCAUGCCGGCAACGGCAGGUGCACCCCGACGACGCGCCCCUGCUGGUCUGCCUCGUCUGGGACGACAGCGUCGGGCACGCGGGCGGCUACCGGGCCUACGCGCACAAAGCCCUGCCAUUCGGCGGCUUCGGGGCCGUGUUGGGGCUUGCGCGAGUCGCCGCCAGCGUGAGCCACCCCCUCCGGCGCAUCUUCAGCGUGCCGCGGAACGCGUACGUGGACGACUUCCACCGAGCCUCGCCCGCCAGGUGGGCCGCCCUCCACGAAUGGGCAUUCCAGGAGCUGCACACCAUUCUCGGGAUCCCGCUGAAGGGGGGGAAGAACCCGGGCCCAGCAGCCGUGCUGGACCUGCUAGGCCUGGACGUCCUCUCCGCCCCACGCUGGGCGGGCCCGCGCCUCACCGCCAAGCGCCGCGCCGCGCUGUCCAACGACGUGGGCGCCGCCCUCCGUGCGCAGCGCCUCAGCAAGCGCGACGCCGCCAGGCUGGGCGGCCAACUGGGCUUCGCCACCUCGGCGAUGUUCGGCCGCGUUGGCCGCGCCUGCGCCUCCCCAGUGUCGGCGCACGCCGGAGGCUGGUCUCGCCGCCUCGCUCGCGCGCUGUCCCGGUGGAAAUCACUUCUACAGUGCCCGCUGUACCACAAGCGCGUCCACGGCGCGGACCGCCCCGUCGUCGUCGGAUGGGUCGCUGGGUCCCGGGACAUGGAAGCCGGGUCAGGCACCAUCGGGGGCAUGCGGUUGUCUCCAAUAAGCGGUGGCCACAGUUUCUCCGCGCACAUCCCGCCGCGCCUCUGCGCAGAGCUCCUCGAGGUCGGGAAGAAACAGCGGAACACCCAGUCCGAGCUGCUCGCCGUGCUCGUCCUGCUGCUGUCGUGCCCCGAGGUAGUGCGCGGCGCCAGGCUGGUCCUGUUCGAAGACAACACUCCCGCCCUGGAGAACAUCCGCCGCGGCGCGGCGGCCGACGACGACAGCGUGGCCAUGGUCGGCGCCAUCUGGCCCCUGCUCGACGUCCUCGGCACAGAACUCUGGAUCGAGUGGGUCGCGUCGGACAGCAAUCCCGCGGACUCCUUCUCCGGACCCGACGGGCCCGACAAGCGGGCCGAGGCCGCGGCCCUCGCGCGGCGCUACCACCUCCAGGCGGCCGAGCCCAGUUUUCCAGCGCCCUUCCACAUGGACGCCGACGCCCGGGCAACGGCAGCCUCAGCCGCUCAGGAGGAUCGGAAGCACAACGACCGCAGCCACCGAGCGCGCACCGCGCUUCGCCUGAAGGCAGUAGACGCCGGCACCCUCGCCGCGCAGCUCGGCGCCAUCUCCUUCGACGCGGGCGACGAGCAGAUCACUCUGGGCUGGGCCCGCACCAGGCGCCAGGCGGGCCGGCGCUACCUGCUGCGGCUGCUCUGCCUCGCCGCGCGGCCGCACGCCAGCGGCCAGAGCGCCGCGACCGUCGGCCUGCGCAAGGCGUCGUGGCCCCGCGCGCCGACCGGGGCCGUGAGGUGCACUGCGGCGGCCAUCAUCAAGGGCGCCGGCAGCGCCCGCGCAGCCGCCGCGCGGCGGUGGCCGCGCGCGCCCGCGCCAGACGCCGCGUGGGUCGAGGAAAACGACGUCGCCAUCGGGUUCUACGAGGUCAGCAUCGCCAGUGCCAAGGAGCGACGCCAGGCCGCCCCGCUGCGCAGGCUGGGGCUGGAGGCUGCAGGCGCCGACGCACGACCCCGACGGCGUGCCGAGCCGCUGUGA
Prorocentrum cordatum is the source of this 3228-nucleotide messenger RNA. The record is from the annotation of a GenBank genome assembly. Lineage: Eukaryota; Dinophyceae; Prorocentrales; Prorocentraceae.